Messenger RNA from Dermacentor andersoni, 4017 nucleotides. RefSeq names its product pre-mRNA-splicing factor 38B-like. Lineage: Eukaryota; Metazoa; Arthropoda; Arachnida; Ixodida; Ixodidae. The record is from RefSeq and is a predicted model, not a curated record.
GUAUACAAACGGGACGCUUUCGUUGCUCUCGUCGGUCGCACGGCGUAUUUUUCUGGCGGUGUCUGUCUGUGCUUAAGACGUAUACCAAUGUAGUUAAUGUGACUGGAGAUCUUAGUGCAUAAGGUUGGCAAGGAUGCCUCAUAAAAGGUCGCCAGAUAUCAAUGACAGCUGCGAUAUCGUGAAUUCGAGUUUCUCAGACCGUGCGAGUCGCUACGUCCCACUUGCCGGACUACUGGUGGUAGUUCUGCUCAUAUUCGUCCACGCUGUCGUCUAUUUCAGUAAAGAAAAUGGUCUUCGAGCUCACAACAUCUACUCAUACUUGGAAGAGCUGGUAAAUUCAAUUGCAUCUGCAGAUCAAUUUUGGAGAGCUACUUUAUAUGGAAUUGGAAUACUUGUCGCAACAUUUAUGAUGGUUCUCUACAACAGUAGAAUCCCUGGCAUUGAGCCACCACUGCCAUGGGACAGGCUGAGCUCACCAGCAUGGCUCCCGGUGGUCCUGCGGACAAAAAGAAUAAUGUCCUUCCGUUAUGGGGCAACGACAAAACGAUGAACCUGAAUAACUUGAUACUCACAAACAUACUGUCGUCACCGUACUUCAAAGUAAACCUCUACAAGUUAAAGACAUACCACGAAGUUGUGGAUGAAAUUUAUUACAACGUGCAGCACUUAGAGCCAUGGGAAAAAGGAAGCCGAAAGACAUCUGGCCAGACUGGCAUGUGUGGAGGGAGAUCAUCAGUACAUGUACGGGGAGUUGGAGCAGGGGGGAUUGUCUCCACUGCAUUCUGCAUCCUCUACAAGCUCUUCACACUUAAGUUAACUCGCAAGCAGCUGGUUGGUCUCUUGAACCACUGCGAUUCCCCUUACAUCCGUGCACUGGGGUUCAUGUACAUCAGGUUCACACAGCCACCUGCCGACCUUAUUGAUUGGUAUGAACCGUACCUUGAUGAUGAUGAGCCAGCUCCUGGCCAUGCUGGGUGCCUGAUUGUGUCAUCACUGUCAACACAAACAUCGGCUGCAAUUCGUCUUUCACAUGAAAUUAUGGAACUGGAUGUGAAAGCAGGCGGUGGCCAGACACUGCGCAUCGGCGACAUGCUGCGCCAUAUGCUCACCAAGCUGGAGUGGUUUGCCACCUUAUUCCCUCGAAUUCCUGUGCCUAUCCAGAAAGAGAUUGAGCGCAGGCUUUCCUUGCGCCCUCCUGCAUUGGCCCCAGCAACUCAAGCUCCAAGCGCUGAGCCAGCAGCCACCAUAACAGAAACAGCUGCUGCGAGUGAGCGGGCACUGUCACCGGAACCAAGACGCAGGAGGAGUCCCCAUGCACGUGAGUCCCCCAGCGGCCGUGAAGUACCAGGAGAUUCUAGCUGGGACAGAGAGCGACCGAGGAUACGCCGUAGCAGAAGCAGAGAACGCCAUUGGGAGAGACAUCAUAGGAGCCGAAGCCCACGGGAUGCGCGGCCACACCACAGUCAUGACAAGCAACGUGAUGAGAGAGGACGUGAAGAAUGGCCACGUGAGGAAAGGGCUCGUGAUGAAAGGUCCAGGGAUGAAAGGUCUCGUGAGGACAAAAUACGUGAGGACAGGUCCCGCGAGGAUAGACCACGUGAUGACAAGUCACGCGAGGAAAGAUCACGAGAUGAUGGCUCACGCAAUGACAGGUCACGUGAAGACAGGGCUCGAGAUGAUCGGCUGCGAGAUGAAAAAUCUCGGGAAUUGGAUCGCCGUAAAGAGAGCACAAGUCAUCGUCACCGAUCCAGCCCUGAACGCAGCAGGCAUAAUGACCGCUCUCGAGAACAUACCUCACACGAUCACCGAACAUCAUCACGGAAAGAACGUUCCUACUCACCCAUGACUAAGAAUCACCACCGAUAAAUAUCUGUUUUUCUCUUUGCCCUCACUUUUCUUUCUUCACUGUGGCACUUUGGCUACAUGGAGGUCUUUGGCUCUUGCAUACUUCAAUUUUAUUAUAUACUUUCAUAAGCAACAUAACUAUUGCAAAUACAGUCGCCGACCGUUUAUUUGGACCUCACGGGGACCACGAAAAUGUCUGAAUAAAUGGGUGUCCGAAAAAACAGAUUAAAACAGAUUCAGAAAAAAAAAAAAGAAAUUCUUUAUUUCCGCACACUUAUUCAGGCUCGGCAGUAGGCUUGAAGAAAUCGUGAAUGCACUGUUGUACGCUGUUCCGUUUACGUGCAGUCAGGUCAGCCUGAAUCUCUGAGAGGGUCGUGCAGUCACUAUAGGUGGCUGAAAGCACAGUCGCUGCUUGUACAAGCUCCGCGUGCAACUGCAGCGGCACAUGGUGCGUCAUCUUCCGACUCGGAGUCAUCGUCUGGCGGGGCAGCAGAAACCUGACGAAUGAUCUCAUCGUCGUCAAGUUCUGCACAUGUCAGUACAGCACUGUCAGCAUCUGUGGAACUGUAAAAUGAGACUUUGUCCAGAAUCACAAUGCCACUACUGUGCAGGCGUCUCUGCGACCAUCUCUGCCUCCUGCUUCAGAAGGUCUCCAGACACAGGAAUCCGCUUGGCGACCAUGGCACACAACCACAUGUGGAGGGCUUCUUCGAGCUUCGGGUGGCUGUCGUUUCUAAAAUUUUUCCUUUCCAAGCUGGAGGAAGACAUUUAGUUGCUUCGCCAAGAAUCUUCGUCUUGUUUCGCAUGUAAUCCGAAACCGUCUGCUUCGAAAUAUUAAAUUCUCGGGCAACUCCACUUUGAGACCGGCCGCUUUGGACUUGCUGCACAAGGGCGAUCUUUUCCGCCAUUGUCAUUGUGGUAUAUUAGUACCAUGCUUGUCGGCAUUCCCCAGCGCAGUCUGCGUGGGCACUGUCGGCACCAUUAGACACUUGACGAGUUGGAUCACCGCAACCUCGACACAGCACACAAAGCAAACCUCACCGCACCGUCACGCCGACACCAGGCGCACAAACUAAAAACGUGGCUUACUCGCAGCGUCGUGCACGAAGAAACAAACAAAUCAGCUGCUGGAUUGCCUUGACAUGGCUUACUAAGCUGAGACCGGAACUACUGUAGCCACUCUACCGAACCAAGCAGAAACGAUGAUGAGCAGGGAUUUGCAGUUGGGCCACCUCGUGGGGCAGCAAGGAGGCUCAGUUAAAAAAAAUGUCGUUCAACAAGUUGAACAAUGCACCAUUCAGAGCCGGUGGGGGCAAGUGCCAUAGAUCGAGUUGGCUCAAGGAGUGUCAAAAAAAUCAAACGAGAGGUUGCAAGGUGUCCGAACUUUCGGCAGUUGUUGUACAUUAUGGUCUGUGGGGAGAAUGGCAGUGCCACAAAGCAGUCCGAAUAAUCGAGUAUGUCGGAAUUUUGGGAGUCCGAAAAAUUGGUCGGCGACUGUAUGUUGUAAAGGUUUAAGCUAACCCAGUCGAACUUAUUGUUUUAUGUGACAUGUCAUGGAAGUGAACAAAGAUAGGGGAAUGUUUGUAACUGUGUGAACUUGUGCGGGGACAUGCAACUUCAGCAUCCACCAAGAAAUAUGAUCUACUUUGCCAUCAUAAUGCACAGAUUUUUUUCCAUACACUGUAAGGCUGAUAAAUACUUGUGAGACCAUGCAACUGCUUGUGCUCUUCACAAGAAGAUUUCAGCCAUAUAUUUUUGCCUCGUGAUAAAUUGUCAAGCAUGUUCAUCACAACUAUGGAUGCUCAUAAACAGUAUGUACAGUUUGGUGGAUGUAAUAUUGUAUGUAUGGCAGGUUGUUGUAAGUAGUAAAUGUGUAAAAAUAAUCAAUUCUGCUAGACAUCACAUCUCAUUUUACUUGUGGCAGUUUCAUUGAAAUCACCAGAUGUAUAGAAGUCACAUCCAUUUAUGCUAGAGUUUUGUACCCCUGAUAUUUGUUCUGCUUUUCAGUGGCUAGAUCCAAAAUUUUUUUCUAUGAAUGAUAAGACUUAUGGUUUCCUUUCUCCUAAAUUUAUUUUUAGAUUUGUUACAUCUGUUUUUUGAGGAAGAGGCCACAGACCUGGCUAUGUUUGCAUACAUGAUGAUCAUUGACAUAAAAAAAAGUAUUUCCUGGUG